Molecule: messenger RNA, 2770 nt
Organism: Anolis sagrei ordinatus
Lineage: Eukaryota; Metazoa; Chordata; Lepidosauria; Squamata; Anolidae
Gene: SCP2
Product: sterol carrier protein 2
Molecular function (GO): acyltransferase activity, transferring groups other than amino-acyl groups
Source: RefSeq, a predicted model, not a curated record
CGACAGUGCUCCAAAACAGCCUUGCCCAAGCUUUUGACCUUUUCCCAGUGUUUUCUUUCCCGGGGAAGAAGCUUCACAAGAGCAGGAGGAAGGCGUUUGCAGUUGAGCGAAAAGCCGGCAGCAGUUGCAUUAUUCGCCCCACGCGGAGGGACGGUUCAGGGCCAUGGCUCCAUCCCAGCUCAAGAGGGUCUUCGUGGUGGGAGUCGGCAUGACCAAGUUUGAAAAGCCGGGGACUCGUGACAAUUUUGAUUAUCCUGAUAUGGCUAAAGAAGCAGGUCAAAAGGCUCUUGCUGAUGCAGGUGUGCCGUAUUCUGCUGUGCAACAAGCAUGUGUGGGCUAUGUUUUUGGUGAUUCAACCUGUGGCCAGAGAGCUAUUUAUCACAACUUGGGACUAACGGGCAUUCCUAUUAUUAAUGUUAAUAACAACUGCUCAACUGGAUCUACAGCAUUGUUCAUGGCCAGGCAGUUAAUACGAGGAGGCUUGGCUGACUGUGUCCUGGCUCUUGGAUUUGAGAAGAUGGCAAAAGGACCCCUUUCAUCAAGUGCCUCCAUGGACAGGGUGAAUCCAAUAGACAAGCACUUGGAACUGAUGGUAAACAAAUAUGGCCUAGCGACAGCACCAGUUACACCACAGAUGUUUGGAAAUGCUGGCAAAGAACAUAUGGAAAAAUAUGGGACAAAACCAGAACACUUUGCAAAAGUUGCAUGGAAGAAUCACAAACAUUCGGUUAAUAAUCCAAAUUCCCAAUUUCAAAAAGAGUACAGUUUUGAUGAAAUCUUACAGUCCCGCAAAGUUUAUGAUUUCAUGACAAUCUUACAAUGCUGUCCAACAUCUGACGGUGCAGCAGCGGCAGUACUGGCUAGUGAAGAGUUUGUGAGGAAGAACAACUUAGAGGCAAAAGCGGUUGAAAUUGUGGCCCAGGAGAUGAUGACUGACCUUCCAAGCACCUUUAAAGAGAACAGUUGCAUAAAAAUGAUUGGGUAUGAUAUGACUAAGGAGGCUACAAAAAGAUGUUUUUCCGAUUCUGGGCUGAAACCUGAAGAUGUGGAUGUGAUAGAACUACACGACUGUUUCUCUGCUAAUGAAUUAAUUACAUAUGAAGCUCUGGGACUUUGUCCUGAAGGAAGAGCUGGUGAGCUGGUUGACAGAGGAGACAAUACCUAUGGUGGGAAAUGGGUGAUAAAUCCAAGUGGUGGCUUGAUUUCUAAAGGACAUCCACUGGGCGCCACAGGUCUGGCUCAGUGUGCCGAACUCUGCUGGCAGCUCAGAGGAGAAGCUGCAAAGAGACAAGUUCCUGGUGCAAAGGUAGCCUUGCAGCACAACUUGGGCCUCGGCGGUGCGGUUGUGGUCUCCCUUUACAAAAUGGGUUUUCCUGAAGCUGCAAGGAAUCGGCAAAUCCAAGCUGUUCCCACCAAGGCAGAGGUGGAUGGAUUUAAGGCAGAUCUUGUCUUCAAAGAAAUUGAAAAGAAACUUCAAGAGGAAGGAGAACAGUAUGUCAAGAAAAUUGGUGGAAUUUUUGCCUUCAAAGUAAAAGAGGGCCCUGGAGGUAAAGAAGCAACUUGGGUGGUUGAUGUGAAAAAUGGUAAAGGCUGCGUGGAUGUUAACUCAGAUAAAAAAGCUGACUGUACAGUUACCAUAGCUGAUUCUGAUUUGCUGGCUUUGAUGACUGGCAAGAUGAAUCCGCAAACAGCUUUCUUUCAAGGCAAAUUGAAGGUUGCUGGGAACAUGGGCUUGGCUAUGAAGCUACAGAAUCUACAGCUUCAACCAGGCAAAGCGAAACUUUGAAUCACUUUCAAUUCAAGAUGCAGUCAAGACUUGAAAAUCAAGUUUCUUAAAAACUAGGCUGGGACUAGAUGUUGGAAGUAGCAUGGGUACAGGUCUUCUGCAUACGUGUGAUCAACUCUAGCUUUCCAGGAGUCUCUGUUUAAUGGAGAUUUCAGCAAUGCCUUCCAAAAAUCAGUCUAGACUAUUGUAAAGUUGAUAAAAUAUUAGUUGUUGGGAUACUCUACAAUUGUUUAUGACGCUUAAGAGCAGCACAAUAUAUUACAAACCCUGAUUUCAGUCCAUCUUAAAUUUAUUUUUAAAAUAUUAACAUAUUAAAACAAGGCAUUGAUCUCCUAUUCCUCUUGUGAUUUUUUAGAAUUAAAAAGUCAGUAGGAAAAUUUAAUACAGUGUUAUUCAUUUGGUGAACAUUCUUCCAUAACUUCAUUUCUGUCUUAGAUUAUCUUUCAUAGAGAGUCAAGAAAACCCUCUUUGUUUUGGCUUGGAUCCAGAGAGUUAUUUUAAACAGGUGAAAAGUCCUGGACUUAUCUAAUUAUUGUUUUCUUUGAAAUACACAUAUAACUGUUGAAAAUAUAUGAUUUGAAAUUCCUUGGUUUCAAAUAUGGUUUGAUGUCAUGGGGAAGGUUGGAGUACUACUACAAAUUCAGAGCUUUCCUAGGGGAGCGGAUUUAGCUACGUGUUUCUUUGCAUCCUAGCUUUUAUCUAACAGAAUUAUCUUUUUCCUCAGUUAACAUAUUGAACCAUCUUUAAGCACAUCAUAUUGUUUCUAUUAAUUAACUGUAAUAUUAAUUGUGCUUUCCCUUCUGAACAUAUUGAAUUCAGAAUAUAACACUUUUUAAAUGAACAGUUUGAUUAUGAUAUACAUAAUUCUGGAAACUGGUAAUUCUUUACUAAAUUGAUAUCUAAUAUUCUAAUUUUUGAAUUCCUUUUGUUUGGAGGUAACAUUUUGAUCUGAAAGUUUCAUAGUAAACUUAAAUGGAUUCUUCA